AUGUCGGAAGCAAAGAAAGAAAAAGUUCAAGUGAUUCAUGAUGUUGUUGAAGAAGGGUCACAAUUUUCAGAUUCUAUUCAGAUCAAAAAAUUUGGUUUUCUCAGUAUAAACCCUGAGGAAAAAAUUCACAGAACUUUACCAUUACGUAUUGUUAAUCUUAUUGCUUUCGGGGGUGCAAUUGGUACUGCUCUUUUCAUCACUAUUGGUAGUCCUUUGAUGAUGGGUGGUCCGUUAUCGUUGGUUUUGGCUUAUUGGUUCUGGACUCUUGUUAUGUUGAUCUUAACAUGUUGUGUAGGAGAAAUGGUUUCUUAUUUACCAGUAGCUUCACCCUUCAUUACAUUAGCUGGAAGAUGUGUUGAUGAAGCUAUGGAAUUCUCAGCGGGCUGGAAUUUCUAUUUAAUGGAAUCUUUAUAUAUUCCUUUUGAAAUCGUCGCUGUUAAUGGUAUGGUCCAUUACUGGAGAGACGACUACAGUGCUGGUAUCACUUUAGGUGUACAAAUUUUUUUGUAUGCAUUAAUCAACAUAUUUGCUGUAAGAAUUUAUGGGGAAUCAGAAUUUUGGCUAGCAUUAGGUAAGAUUGUUUUAGCCACCGGUUUAUUAUUCUUCACUUUAAUCACCAUGUGUGGAGGAAAUCCUCAACAUGAUGCUUUUGGUUUCAGAUAUUGGAAAACUGAAGGUGGACCUAUGGUUGCUUACUUGAGCGAAGGUGAUGGAGGUAGAUUUCAAGGCUUAGUCAAUUGUUUGAUUGCAGGAGCUUUUUGUAUUGUGGGACCUGAAUAUUUAUCAAUGGUUGCUUCAGAAGCUGCUAAUCCUAGAGUUACCAUGCCAAAAGCCUUUUCCACUGUUUUGUACCGUUUAGUAAUUUUUUACGUUCUUGGUGCUCUUUCAGUGAGUGUUUUAGUUGCUUAUAAUGAUCCUACUUUAGUCAAUGCUCCUUCCACUGGUGCUGCUAGCUCUCCUUAUGUGGUUGCCAUGGUCAACUUAGGUAUCAAAGGAUUACCUGAUAUUGUUAAUGCUUUGAUUAUUACAUCUGCUUUCUCAGCUGGAAACUCAUUUGUCUAUUGUUCUUCGAGAGUAUUAUAUUCCUUAGCAAGACAAGGUUUUGCCCCAAAAAUAUUCAGUUACUGUACCAACUCGGGUGUUCCAAUCUUUGGUGUUUUUGUGGCUAUAGGUUUUGCUUUAUUAUCUUUGUUACAAUUGGGUUCUAAUUCGGCCACUGUUUUAGGUUAUUUUGUCAGUAUUUGUACUGGUUCUCAAGUUUUAAAUUAUGUUUUCAUGGGAAUCACCUAUAUUGGCUUUCAUAGAGCUUGUGAAGCUCAAGGUAUUGAUAGAUCUGCAUUCAAAUUCAAAGCUUGGUACCAACCCUACGGAGUUUACUUUAGUUUAUUCUUCUUGAUAUUGAUGGUGGGUAUUAUAGGUUAUACUAACUUCUUACCUGGUAGGUGGAGUACUUCUUCCUUUAUCUUCAAUUAUAUCAUGGUAUUCAUAAAUAUCAUCUUAAUAUUGGGUUGGAAAUUCUUCAAGAAAACCAAAAGAGUGAACCCAGCUGAAGCUGAUCUUUACACUGGUCUUGAAGAAAUCGAAGAACAUGAGUAUGAAUAUUAUGCUAAAUUAAAUGUUCAACCAGAAGAUUAUAAAUUAAGCUUGAAAAGUAAAAUACUUGCGUGGGUUUUUUAG
This is a messenger RNA of Yamadazyma jaroonii, 1677 nucleotides long. The record is from the annotation of a GenBank genome assembly. Lineage: Eukaryota; Fungi; Ascomycota; Pichiomycetes; Serinales; Debaryomycetaceae.